Prunus persica (peach) is the source of this 1972-nucleotide messenger RNA. Its product is annotated as transcription factor DIVARICATA. The transcript is spliced from 2 exons. Lineage: Eukaryota; Viridiplantae; Streptophyta; Magnoliopsida; Rosales; Rosaceae. Gene Ontology annotation, molecular function: DNA binding. The record is from RefSeq and is a predicted model, not a curated record. Bases 872 to 1744 code for a protein of 290 amino acids.
UCUUUUCGGGUAUGAGAAAAUUCUCUAGAAUUAAGAGGGAACCUGUGGACUAGUCAUCUUACCACGGUCCAAUCCGGAUAUGCCACCUAUCACGCAUCCUUUCUCUCUCUCUCGCUCUCAGGAACUCUCCAUAUACUCAGCCACCAUAGAGAACACUGGUGAAGUGGUUCUGAUUCAUAUUUUGAUUCUCGCAUUGGCUUGGCCCUCUCUUUUCCUAAUCUAUAUAUACAUCUAUAUAUACAUUUAUCUUUUCUCUUACUUCUCCUCAAAGAAACGAAGCUAGUAAAUGUUUUCCCGCUUUUCUCAGCCGUGAUUCUCUAGAAUCCCUCCUUUCCUCAACUGGGUCUUGCUUUGUCCACCUUCGCCGACCCUCUUGCUCUUGGAUUGGGUCCUUCAUGUUUCAGCCUCCUUUUUGGUAAUUUUUCUAAAAUUUUACUUAUUUAAGCCAAAGGUUGCUAUCAGAGUGCUAUAAAGGCCUCACCUUUGAGCUUAUUUGCGCUUAAUUUCUUUGAAAGCCUCCACUUCUCUGAUACAAAUUCCGAAAUUUCCUCUGGGUUUUACCUCUCUCCUUCUAGGAUUACACCUUCAGGAACCAAAUCAGAUUUCUCAGGUUUUUCUAAGAUUCUCUUCGAUUCCCAAAAGUGGGUCUUUUUAAGAUUCUUUAGUUUAUGCUAUUAAGAAAAGGAGAUUCUUGAUUCCCAGUAAAAGAUUCUGAAUUGAUUGCCUUUUUAAGCCAUUGUAAGACUUCAAAAUCUCUCUGCCUCUGCUCUCUGUUUCUCAGUCUCCCAUCGCUUCUGAAACUUGAAGCUUUACGUCAAUAACUUUGACAUGAACUUUUAAGCAGUUAUUGCAGAUAUUAGGACUUGUAAGCAUGGAGACUUUGUAUCCAGCUUCAUAUAUGGCUGAUUCUAACUGGUUCAUCCAAGACAGCCAGAGCUCAGAAUGGACUAAAGAAGAGAACAAGAAGUUUGAGAGUGCUCUGGCUAUGUUUGAUGAGAAAACGCCUGACAGGUGGCUGAAGGUGGCUUCAAUGAUACCGGGGAAGACGGUUAUCGAUGUGAUCAAGCAGUAUCAGGAGCUGGAAGAAGAUGUUAGUGAAAUAGAAUCUGGGAGGUUUCCAAUUCCAGGGUACCUUACAUCUUCUUUCACAUUGGACUUGGGAGAUGAUCGAAAUUUUGAUGCUAAUAGAAAGAGGCCUUCUGCAGCUCGAGGUUCUGAUCAGGAAAGGAAGAAGGGAAUUCCAUGGACAGAAGAGGAGCACAGGCGGUUUCUGAUGGGACUUCUAAAAUAUGGGAAAGGGGACUGGAGAAAUAUUUCCAGGAAUUUUGUAAUCUCUAAAACUCCCACACAAGUGGCAAGCCAUGCUCAAAAAUACUUUAUGAGGCAGCACUCAGGAGGGAAGGAUAAAAGAAGACCAAGCAUCCACGACAUAACGACUGUCAACCUCACAAGCACUACUCCAUCAGAAAAUAAUAGGCCUCCUUUAGACCAGUCUCCACCAGAGCAGAAGUCCACUGAAUCACCAAAAGCAUUACUUGACUGGAAUGCGUGUGAUGAUGGAGGAGCCAUGGUUUUUGGCUCCACUCAUGGCAGUCUUUUCGAGUCGUCUCCGUAUGAUGUAGCUGCAGAAGGGAUUAAGCUACAGUUGCAAAAACUCUACAGCAGUGCUAAUUUUGCUGCUCAUGCCAAACCCCAAAAUUCGAUGUAUCUAAUGCAGACCUCAAGACAUCAGAUACAUGGUUAAAACACCCCCUUUUGUUGUACUCCUGGAUUGAAAAUCCAAGCAAAUGACUUUCUGCAGAAUUUCAAUGUUGGCUCUUUAUCACGGUUGUGUGUGAUUAGCAUAAUAAGGAUUUGAUUUCGUACAUAGUUCUUGAACAUUCCACUAUUAUAAAAUCCCAUAAAGCCUCAAACUGUAAUGUCUGAAUUGUAAAGUUGAAAUGAAUGGUAAAUCUGCUCUUCCCUUCAGGAA